AUGAUUUCAAUUCUUUUUAUUUCCGAGGUGCCUAUGACUUUGUUUGGUGUAUCCGGGAACUAUGCUUCUGCUUUAUACAUUUCAGCAAUAAAAGCUAAUGCAUUGGAUAAGGUUGAAGCUGAGCUUCUGGAUCUUGUUGAAGCUUCAAAGAGAAGUGCUCAAUUUUCUGCAUUCAUGAAAGAUUUGUCAGUGGGGGCAGAAACAAGAGUAAAUGCUAUAAAGGAAAUCUGUGCUGAAGCUAAAUUUUCAGCUAUUGUAAAGAACUUUUUUGUACUUUUGGCUGAGAAUGGGAGGCUAAGACACCUUGACAGCAUAGCAAAGAGAUUCACUGAAUUGACCAUGGCUCACAGGGGAGAGGUGAAAGCAACUGUCACUACAGUUAUUCCUCUUCCCCCUGAAGAGGAGAAAGAUCUAAAAGAAACGCUACAGGAUGUCAUUGGACAAGGGAAGAAAGUCCAUCUUGAACAGAAGUUUGAUCCUAGCAUCCUUGGUGGACUAGUGGUGCAAUUUGGGCAGAAGGUUUUUGAUAUGUCCAUAAAGACUAGAGCAAAGCAGAUGGAGCGAUUCCUGCGGGAGCCUAUCAAUUUCGAUAUCUGA
Molecule: messenger RNA, 597 nt
Organism: Thlaspi arvense
Lineage: Eukaryota; Viridiplantae; Streptophyta; Magnoliopsida; Brassicales; Brassicaceae
Source: the annotation of a GenBank genome assembly